UUACAGCUCUGCUAUAUAACUUCGAAGCGGGAAGGCGAGAGACGGGAAGAGAGAGAGAGAGAGAUAUGAAGAAGAAGGCGGGAGGAAGUGACGAAGAGGGCGGAUCGGGAUCGGCGAGGCGGGCGAAGGGCUCGGAGACACAGGUGGAUGUGUUGCCGAAGGAGGUCGUGUUGCAGAUGGUGAAGGAUAUGCUCGCUCGUCUGUCCGACGAGCUGGGGGACAAAGAGGAGGUCGUGGUGGAGGACGAUGUGCUCCUCGCAUUCACCGAGAGCACUUGUGCCUUCAUCGACCAUCUAUGCGCCAGGGCAAGGGAUCUUUGCAAGCAAAGUGGGAAGAAGACGGUGGAUGCUGAUCACGUUCUCGACGCCCUCAAGGAUAUCAACUUCCCCCAAUUCGUUCGAGACCUUGAAGCCGCUCUGGAGGCGUUUAAAGAAGAAAAUGCAGGAGAGACGUCUGAAGAGAUAGCAACAUCAGAUGAGUGCCAGAAACAAGAAGACGAGCAGAGCAGCGAGGACAGCUAAGAUGCUAGUGAGGAAAGUAGCGAGGGAAACAGUUGCCUCUGAGGAAUAGAGUUCCAUCUGUUCUUUUGUGUACAGUGCUGUUUUGACUGAUGUGAGAAUGAGGCUUUUAGUAAGUCUUCUUGAAAUGUACGACACUCUUUCAUACCAAAGCAUGCCGAGUACAAAGCCCCAACGAGCGCCAUAAAGUAUCGCCUUCGGUAUUUCGUGAGUUCUCAAGAGUCUCUGUGCGUCAAUGCAACUCAUGCACGUGGCUGAUGCGAGCUAAAAGAGAACUGAAAAUACCAAAUAGUAUCCAACGUGGAUUCCGUAAUGUAAAGCUUUAAGAACCACAAAAGAAAAUACUUGAAUCAUCACAAAAAUCUGAAUAUCCAAAUUUAAAAAGGUACUGCUGUGUUUUCACAAAAUAAACUCCAACGUUUCCUAAAGAAAGGAUGAAUUCAGCAAUGCCCCCACGCCAAGGAAGCUAUCCUGUG
Molecule: messenger RNA, 994 nt
Organism: Musa acuminata subsp. malaccensis (wild Malaysian banana)
Lineage: Eukaryota; Viridiplantae; Streptophyta; Magnoliopsida; Zingiberales; Musaceae
Product: DNA polymerase II subunit B4-like
Biological process (GO): DNA damage response; leading strand elongation; heterochromatin formation
Cellular component (GO): CHRAC; epsilon DNA polymerase complex
Molecular function (GO): protein heterodimerization activity; chromatin DNA binding
Source: RefSeq, a predicted model, not a curated record